AUGUCACUGCCAGCCAGUCCUUCCAAUCUCGCAUCACCGUGGCAGGAUCGACUCUUAGACCAUUGCAGACGCACUAAACUAGCAGCCCCUAUCUUCAAUAUUGUCUCCGAUCGGCGAGGAGGUCGAACCGCCUGGUCUAGUACCGUCCUCGUCCAAGGCCGAACAGUCGCCGCUCGCUACUGGUAUGAUGGCCAAUACAUCAACAAUGCUAAAGAGGAUGCCGCCGAGGUCGCCCUCGGACAGCUGCAGAAUCAAACUCGUGUGCCCACCGUUUACCCAGGUCAGGUCUGGCGACAGGACCUCGGUAAUAGCAACGGGGCUUGA
Messenger RNA from Penicillium pulvis, 324 nucleotides. Its product is annotated as double-stranded RNA binding motif domain-containing protein. The transcript has 3 exons. The record is from RefSeq and is a predicted model, not a curated record. Bases 1 to 324 code for a protein of 107 amino acids. NCBI's taxonomy places the organism in Eukaryota, Fungi, Ascomycota, Eurotiomycetes, Eurotiales, Aspergillaceae.